AUGUGGGGGUGCGCGGCGCAGCGGCUCUGCCCGCGGGGGCUGCGGCGGCGCGGCCGGGGGGCGCUGCUGAUGCUUUUGGUGCUGCUGGCCUUGGCGGGACUGGGCUCGGUGCGGCGGGAGCGGCGCGGGGCCACGCUUGCCGAGCCGGGAAUCCAGAGCACCCCAAGACCCGGGGGCGCCCUGCGCCGCGGGCUGCGCGACCCGGUCUUGCAGCGGCCGCCGGGGCAGGAGAACACUCUGGGCUCGCAGGGCGAGGCGGUGCAUUUGCGGUUGGAGGGCGAGGAGCUGCGGCUGCAAGAGGAGAGCGUGAAGCUGCACCAGAUCAACAUCUACCUUAGCGACCGCAUCUCGCUGCACCGUCGCCUGCCGGAGCGUUGGAACCCGCUGUGCAAAGAAAAGAAAUACGAUUAUGAUGAUUUGCCCACUACAUCUGUUAUUAUUGCAUUUUAUAAUGAAGCCUGGUCAACUCUCCUCCGGACAGUUUACAGUGUCCUCGAGACAUCCCCAGACAUCUUGCUAGAAGAAGUUAUCCUCGUGGAUGACUACAGCGAUAGAGAGCACCUGAAGGAGCGCCUGGCUGCUGAGCUGGCCGAGCUGCCCAAGGUGCGCCUGAUUCGGGCCACCAAGCGGGAGGGCCUGGUGCGUGCCCGGCUGCUGGGGGCUUCCGCAGCGAAGGGCAAGGUGCUGACCUUCCUGGACUGCCACUGUGAGUGCCAUGAGGGCUGGCUGGAGCCACUGCUGCAGAGGAUCCAUGAAGAGGAGAAGGCAGUGGUGUGCCCUGUGAUCGAUGUGAUUGACUGGAACACCUUUGAGUACCUGGGAAACUCCGGGGAACCCCAGAUCGGCGGUUUCGACUGGAGGCUGGUGUUCACAUGGCACGCGGUUCCCGAGAGGGAGAGGAAGCAGAUGCGGUCCCCCAUCGAUGUCAUUAGGUCUCCAACAAUGGCUGGUGGACUGUUUGCUGUGAGUAAGAAAUACUUUGAAUAUCUGGGGUCUUAUGAUACAGGAAUGGAAGUUUGGGGUGGAGAAAACCUCGAAUUCUCCUUUAGGAUCUGGCAAUGCGGUGGGAUCCUGGAGACACACCCAUGUUCUCACGUCGGCCACGUUUUCCCCAAGCAAGCUCCCUACUCCCGCAAAAAGGCUUUGGCCAACAGUGUCCGUGCAGCCGAAGUGUGGAUGGAUGAAUUUAAAGAGCUCUACUACCAUCGCAAUCCUCACGCCCGCUUGGAACCCUUUGGGGACGUGACAGAGAGGCGGCAGCUCCGUGAGAAGCUCCAGUGUAAGGACUUCAGGUGGUUUUUGGAGAAUGUGUAUCCAGAACUGCAUGUGCCUGAAGACAGGCCUGGCUUCUUCGGGAUGUUCCAGAGCAAGGGACUACGUGGCUAUUGCUUUGACUACAAUCCUCCCAAUGAAAACCAGAUCGUGGGACACCAGGUCAUUCUGUACCCCUGUCAUGGGAUGGGCCAGAACCAGUUUUUUGAGUACACAUCCAAGAAUGAACUGCGCUACAACACCAACCAGCCAGAGGCCUGCUUAGCUGUGGAAGCGGGAGCCGACACUCUCACCAUGCAUCUCUGCCAGGAAACUGCCCCAGAGAAUCAGAAGUUCUUCCUGCGGGAGGAUGGUUCUUUUUUUCAUGGACAGUCUAAGAAAUGUGUCCAGGCUGAGAAGAAGAUGUUCACUGACAGUUUCAUACCCGUCUUGCGAGACUGCACCUACUCAGAUCAUCAGCAGUGGUUCUUCAAGGAGCGCAUGUCGUAGAGUGUGACCACACAGCCCAGAGGGGCAGCAGGGCCCCGACUCUGUGCCCGGCAGAGACUCAGCUCCACCCACCAAGCGUGGCUGCCUUUCACUUGUGAACGUGACAUUGGAUCUAAUAACAAUGUGAAUACACUUUGUACUGAUUUUGCAGACUUUAAUAUUGUUCCCCAAUACCCUGUUUUCUAAGGGUAAUUAUAAAACGUUAACUCAGCUUUCAGAGAAUUAAAACCUUUAAAUAUUUUUCUAUCAAGUAUAUUAUGCUACCGUGCCUUUUUAUUCCCCCUGGCAAAAAAGGUGAAUGUCUUAUGUUGGCAUUUGCAAGGAGUGCCAGGUAGGAAGACAUUUGCAGGUGUGGAGAUUAGAUUCACGUCAUGUACUUUGCACAAACUGAUAAUACCUCAAAAGUCGAGUUGGGUUUCUCCCAGUGUAAUAUGUGGACUCUAGGAACGUUGUAUUCAUUCCUUCAGGUCAUUGAAAUCUUCUAGAUUAUUUAAUAACAAAUGCUGUUUGGUCUUGUGUGCUGCCAUAGUCAAAACUCAGAAAGGUGGUUAAUGUUUGUUAGCCAAAGAGGACUAACCAAAGCUGAAGCCUCGAAGGAACAAUUCAGCAUCUAAACUUCCUGCACACACAGUGGACUUCCAACGUGCCUAGCUGUGGAGUGAAUCUUUGCUUUGCAUAGUUACCUUUAUAACUUAAAAACAUGCUUAUGUCAUUUUUAUCAUACAAGAGUGUCAGGAAGAAAUUUUCAUGUUUUCUGUGAAUUCGAUUUCGAAUUUGUUCAUAAAUGAUAUUUGGUCAUUUAAAUCAAUGUUUGAUUUUGUGCUGUAGCAGUAGCUGCUAAAGUUUCUCCCAGUGAUUCUGAUUUGUAAACAACCCCUGUGCACUACUGAGAUCUUGUCAACUUGAUGGAAUCAAUAUGAAUGAGUUAUUAUAAAUGUGAGAACGUUGCAGAUCUGUGUUUUUGCAGCUAAUCAAAUGUGAGAGGUGAAGAUAUAUGUACAACUGAUUAAAAAGUAUCUCUUUGUGUCUCAGGCUCUU
Messenger RNA from Talpa occidentalis (Iberian mole), 2799 nucleotides. RefSeq names its product polypeptide N-acetylgalactosaminyltransferase 12 (gene GALNT12). The record is from RefSeq and is a predicted model, not a curated record. The transcript is spliced from 10 exons. Gene Ontology annotation, cellular component: Golgi apparatus. The coding region runs from base 1 to 1761 and encodes 586 amino acids. NCBI's taxonomy places the organism in Eukaryota, Metazoa, Chordata, Mammalia, Eulipotyphla, Talpidae.